Podarcis raffonei (Aeolian wall lizard) is the source of this 6761-nucleotide messenger RNA. It is a transcript of the gene TNKS, whose product is annotated as tankyrase. The record is from RefSeq and is a predicted model, not a curated record. Gene Ontology annotation, molecular function: NAD+ poly-ADP-ribosyltransferase activity; protein binding. The transcript has 27 exons. NCBI's taxonomy places the organism in Eukaryota, Metazoa, Chordata, Lepidosauria, Squamata, Lacertidae. Bases 54 to 3899 code for a protein of 1281 amino acids.
CUCCGUCGCCGUUGCCGCAGUGACAGGACCGGGCCGCUCUUAAGAGCUGGGAAAUGGCGGCGGCAUCGUCGUCGCGUCGCUCCCAGCAGCAGCAGCAGCAGCAGCAUCACCACCCGGCCGCGACUCCCGCGUCGCCGCCGCCGCCGCAGAGCCCCAGCCUUUCCCCCCUCGGAGCUUCCCCUCAGCAGAGGCCCAGCCUCGCUGGACCUGAGGGGGAGGCGGCGGUGGCGGCGGAGAGGCCUUUCUCCCCGGAGAGCGUCUGCGAGGCCGCCGGGCCUCCUCCCCCUCCGGGCUCCGGCGCCAGCAGCGCCGCCAACAGCAGCACCAGCAGCAGCAGCAGCAGCUCCGGCUCGUCGCCGUCGUCGUCGUCCUCGGCCGCUUCCAGCCCGGCCGCCGCCGAGAGCCCCGAGCCGCCCGCCCCGCCUCUGCAGCCGCCCCCCGCGCCCGUGGGAAGCGGCACUUUCCGCGAGCUGCUGGAGGCCUGUCGCAAUGGGGACGUGACCCGCGUCCGGCGCCUGGUGGAUGCCACCAACGUCAACGCCAAGGAUAUGGCGGGGAGGAAAUCCACCCCCUUGCACUUCGCGGCAGGUUUUGGAAGAAAGGAUGUAGUGGAACACUUAUUACAGACAGGAGCCAAUGUCCAUGCUCGUGACGAUGGUGGAUUGAUACCUCUUCAUAAUGCCUGUUCAUUCGGUCAUGCUGAGGUAGUCAGCCUGUUGCUGUGUCAGGGUGCAGAUCCAAAUGCCAGAGACAACUGGAAUUAUACUCCUCUGCAUGAAGCUGCUAUCAAAGGCAAGAUAGAUGUGUGUAUUGUGCUUCUGCAGCAUGGAGCUGAUCCAAAUAUUCGAAACACAGAUGGGAAGUCGGCCUUGGAUCUUGCAGAUCCCUCUGCAAAAGCUGUACUUACAGGUGAAUACAAGAAAGACGAACUCCUGGAAGCUGCUAGGAGUGGUAAUGAAGAAAAACUAAUGGCUUUGUUGACACCUUUAAAUGUGAACUGCCAUGCAAGUGAUGGGCGAAAAUCUACUCCGUUACAUUUGGCUGCAGGAUACAACAGAGUCCGGAUAGUCCAGCUUUUGCUUCAGCAUGGUGCUGAUGUCCAUGCGAAGGAUAAGGGUGGACUUGUGCCCCUUCACAAUGCAUGUUCCUAUGGACAUUAUGAAGUUACAGAACUGCUGUUGAAGCAUGGUGCCUGUGUUAAUGCGAUGGAUCUUUGGCAGUUUACCCCAUUACAUGAAGCCGCUUCUAAGAAUCGUGUGGAAGUUUGUUCUUUGUUACUUAGCCAUGGUGCAGAUCCAACGUUGGUCAACUGUCAUGGAAAGAGUGCUGUUGACAUGGCCCCAACGCCUGAGCUGAAAGAGAGGCUUACCUAUGAAUUCAAAGGACAUUCCUUACUACAAGCAGCAAGAGAAGCUGACUUAGCCAAAGUAAAGAAGACACUUGCCUUGGAGGUCAUUAAUUUCAAGCAGCCACAGUCCCAUGAGACAGCACUGCACUGUGCUGUGGCUUCUCUUCACCCCAAACGGAAACAAGUCACUGAGUUACUGCUUCGGAAAGGAGCGAACGUCAAUGAGAAGAAUAAAGAUUUCAUGACACCUUUGCAUUUUGCUGCUGAACGAGCUCACAACGAUGUUAUGGAAGUUCUUCAUAAACAUGGAGCAAAGAUGAAUGCACUAGACACACUUGGACAAACUGCUUUGCAUAGGGCUGCUAUGGCAGGUCACCUGCAGACAUGUCGCCUCCUGCUGAAUUAUGGUUCGGACCCCUCCAUCAUCUCCUUACAAGGUUUUACAGCAGCGCAGAUGGGCAACGAAGCAGUGCAGCAGAUAUUGAAUGAGAGCACUCCUGUACAUACAUCUGAUGUGGAUUACAGACUGUUGGAAGCCUCUAAAGCUGGAGACUUGGAAACUGUGAAGCAACUUUGCAGUCCUCAGAAUGUGAACUGCAGGGAUUUGGAGGGGCGUCAUUCAACCCCAUUGCACUUCGCUGCAGGUUAUAACCGAGUGUCAGUCGUGGAGUACUUGCUUCAUCACGGAGCGGAUGUGCAUGCAAAGGAUAAAGGUGGCUUAGUGCCCCUCCACAAUGCCUGUUCAUAUGGACACUACGAAGUGGCAGAGUUAUUGGUGAGACACGGGGCAUCUGUCAACGUCGCAGAUCUGUGGAAGUUCACACCGCUACAUGAAGCAGCAGCAAAGGGGAAAUAUGAAAUCUGCAAGCUCCUUUUAAAACAUGGAGCAGAUCCAACAAAAAAGAACAGAGAUGGCAACACACCCCUAGACCUCGUGAAGGAGGGAGACACAGAUAUACAGGACCUGCUGCGAGGUGAUGCAGCUUUGUUAGACGCUGCCAAGAAGGGCUGCCUGGCGCGAGUUCAGAAAUUGUGUUCUCCAGAAAACAUCAAUUGCCGAGAUACCCAGGGACGAAACUCAACUCCGCUGCAUCUUGCUGCUGGUUACAAUAAUUUGGAAGUUGCUGAGUAUCUUCUGGAGCACGGUGCUGAUGUCAACGCUCAAGAUAAAGGAGGAUUAAUUCCACUACAUAAUGCAGCAUCCUAUGGGCAUGUGGAUAUAGCUGCUUUGCUGAUUAAGUACAAUACCUGUGUAAAUGCCACAGAUAAAUGGGCAUUUACACCAUUGCAUGAAGCAGCACAAAAAGGAAGGACGCAGCUGUGUGCCCUACUUCUAGCUCACGGAGCAGAUCCAACGAUGAAGAACCAAGAAGGCCAGACACCUUUGGAUUUAGCUACAGCUGAUGAUAUUCGAGCCUUGCUGAUAGAUGCGAUGCCCCCAGAGGCCUUGCCAACCUGCUUUAAACCUCAGGCUACUGUUGUUAGUGCCUCUAUCAUUUCGCCAGCAUCAACUCCAUCCUGUCUCUCUGCUGCCAGCAGCAUAGACAACCUUGCAGGACCUCUGGCAGAAAUAGCAGUGGGAGGGGCGCCCAAUGCUGGUGAUGGAGCAGCAGGAACAGAAAGGAAAGAAGGAGAAGUUGUUGGACUUGACAUGAACAUCAGUCAGUUCCUGAAGAGUCUUGGUCUGGAACAUCUUCGGGAUAUCUUUGAAACAGAACAGAUUACCUUGGAUGUACUGGCAGACAUGGGACACGAGGAGCUGAAAGAAAUUGGCAUCAAUGCCUAUGGGCAUCGUCAUAAGUUGAUAAAAGGUGUAGAGAGACUUCUAGGUGGGCAGCAAGGCACCAAUCCUUAUUUGACUUUUCACUGUGUCAGCCAGGGAACUAUCCUGAUAGACCUUGCUCCUGACGACAAAGAGUAUCAAUCUGUGGAAGAAGAGAUGCAGAGUACCAUCAGGGAACACAGAGAUGGUGGCAAUGCUGGGGGGAUCUUCAACAGGUAUAAUGUCAUCAGGAUUCAAAAGGUGGUGAAUAAGAAGCUGAGGGAGAGAUUCUGUCAUAGACAGAAAGAAGUCUCAGAAGAAAACCAUAACCACCACAAUGAACGCAUGUUAUUUCAUGGGUCCCCUUUUAUUAAUGCUAUUAUUCACAAAGGAUUUGAUGAAAGGCACGCAUACAUUGGAGGCAUGUUUGGAGCUGGGAUUUACUUUGCAGAAAAUUCCUCUAAAAGUAACCAAUACGUAUAUGGAAUUGGGGGAGGCACAGGUUGCCCCACGCAUAAAGACAGAUCGUGCUACAUCUGCCACAGGCAAAUGCUCUUUUGUCGUGUGACGCUGGGGAAAUCCUUCUUGCAGUUUAGCACCAUGAAAAUGGCCCAUGCCCCGCCUGGGCAUCAUUCAGUCAUUGGCCGGCCAAGCGUCAAUGGACUUGCAUAUGCUGAGUAUGUUAUCUAUAGAGGAGAACAGGCUUACCCCGAGUAUCUGAUUACAUACCAAAUUGUAAAGCCAGAUACUCCCUCACAGACAGCAACGGCCGCAGAGCAGAAGACCUAGUAAAUGCUGUUUUGGUGAAACAAAUCAGAUGACUUUAAUAACUUACGGACUGGAUGGAUGACAUUAGUUUCAAAACAUCAACGUUUUAUGAAAUGCUUGUCACCCUGGAACUAAGCUGUAUGCGUUUUAUAAAGCAUUGCUCUAUAAACAGAUGUGAGUAACGGAUACGUACUCAAUUGCUACUAUUCCUUUUGAGGAAAUGUUUACAAAGGUUUGCCUUUUAACAACAUAUCUCAGGCUCACUUUCCCUGCAGUUGCCAUGUGUGUGACGACAUCAUUGCUUCAAUCUGGGUGUUUGGGAACAUUAUUUAACAAGCAGGGCUAGGUCAAGACCAUAUUUUUAAAAAUAAAUUCUGACGCCACUGCUCUGGUUGUGUGAUGUGUGCAUAGCUUGUAUUGAACCCAUGCCGCCUUUUCAGAGUUGGUUGUCUUUUCGAAAAGUCCUUAGUUGGCUAUUUAUUUUACUCCCCCCACCCCCCUGCCCACUGUGUUACGAAAAUGAGCCAGGCCCUUCUUGAGGAUAUUUUUUGCACAAAGUCAAAUUGACUAAAAUCAAUGAACAAUGCAAUAGGAAUUUCUUGUCCAAGAAGGUGUUAGAGAUCUAGUUCUUUGGUUUGAGAUUCUUUUUGCACUUUUUAUGAACUCUUCUUUUUUUAUGUUACUAGAAGCGUAGUUUCGGGGUAGAAACCUGUCCUUUUGACCUUCUUGAGUUCCUCUUUCGAUAAGAGGAGUUCAUACUAGUAUUCAUGUAGCAACCUCAUUUUAAAAACACCCCUGUCCUUGAAAUGUAUGAGUUACUUUGCUAGGAUGAACACAAACGGAUAAAUCUGCCAGAGGAACCUGUGUUUAAUGGCAUGUUUCAGUCAUCGCUUUCUCUCUGGAAAGAGAUCAAGCAAUGGGCCUUGAUACUGCUCCUUCUGCCCAUCCCAGCCCUCUCCAUCCCAGCGCUUAACAACACAGGAAGAAAUGAGCACGUGAACAAAAGCCCCAGUGGUUGUUUGAACUGGACAUCUCAUGUAGUUCUCUCCAUGAAAACAAGCCAGUGGGGGGGGGGAGGGGUGAGCCAGGAGCCCGCCAUUGGUACAAUCCAAGAGAAAAAAAUCUUUCCCACACAGGGGCUGUGAGAAAGUGAAAAUUGUCCUUAAGCUUACAACCAGAAUAAAUUCUAAACUGUUACAUUGCCGACGGUCUCAGUCAUGUGCUGUAUCAGCAACUGUCUUCUGACGUGCAAAUUGUGCGGGGUUUUUUUUUUUAAAAAAGCACCAAUUGAUCAAGGAGCGUAUUUGCAUUUAUCUAAUCCCAGAAGCCUGACAGUUAUUUUCCCUCCAUUAAAUUUGUCCCCAUAAAUCUUGUUUGUAUGUGAAGAAGCCUCUUUGUGACCUACCUUUCUAUUUUCAGAGGUCUAGCCACAAAAAAAAUAAUUUUUCCAAGAGAAGCAACUUUUUUAAAAAAAACAACAAUGCAAAAUAGCUUUAGGGGAGAAAGGAAGAAGUUGAAAAUUAAGUAGCAAUAGAGGUUUAUAAAUAGGAUAUGUAACAGAGAGAUUGCAGUGUUUGUUGUAGAAAUAUAACCUUGUAAAAUCUUUAGUCUGAGGAGGUCAACAGCCAAAGAAGGUUGAAUUGCUCAAAUUACAGUUCUUCCAUUAAAGGUUUUAUUAUGAUUAUUUCUUUAGAGUAACAACAGCAGACUGUGGCAAUUAUUUUACAACAUAUACUGGCAUCUGCUUGGAAAUGGUGGCAAAAAAUCUUACCUGCUGACACAGCAAGCACAAGAACAAAACCCAAAAAACCUUUUGGAAAAAAUGUCUUUGCCAAUAAUAAUCAUGUAGACUUUGACAUUGGUCAAGAUCAGUACUUGAUUCAAGCUGACGAAAUGACUUCUAAUAUUAAGAGAGACCAGAUGAAACAAGCUUUGACAACUGUGAACCUUUCCCUUUGCUUCUGUUGUCCAUGGCCACUUAAGUCUCGUUGGGUUUGUUGGCUUACAGUGUAGGACUUUGAAGGCCAAAGCUGACCAAAAUAGUUUUUCUUUUAAUUAAGAAGGCAUGUUGGGGCUUCACUGUUAGCAUUCUGAAUACCAUUCAUGUUGGGAUUUAUGUUUUUAAGCAUAGCUGGGGGGAUAUGGCAACUGCAUUGCAAGCUAAAAGACUUUUCCGCCAGCUUCACGUAGUUGUUAGUCGUAACCCAGCCGUACUUCAUAGUUAAGUUAAAUGGUUAACUUGGAUGUGGAAGUUCAGUGUUCCUUUCUCUCGGGAGAGAGAAGUCCCAGUUCUGUGGUUGUCUUUCUCCUCCAGUGUGCGAGUUCACCUAAUGGAUGUUUUAGAUUUCAUCUUGAGUCCUAACAGCCAGAUUCUCAAACUAUGGCCCCGAUCUUUUAAACUGCCCGUGUUUUGUAACUGAUGUUUUGUGCAGAGUAAAAGGUGCUGUACGAGGAAUUCCAUUUGCAGUGGCUUUUGUCUUGUAGUUACGUGAUUCUGUUAACCCUUUCUUGGUCGGACCUUGAAAAAUACGCAUUGCAUGUUUGCUCCAAGUCUUCAGAGAUCUCAAAGCCUAACAUGGAUAGUCUUAGAAAAAUGAAAUGCACACCUGGUGUUUACUGUCCUUCAGAAUAAAAUGAUAGCCACCUUUCUCUCAUACAGGAGCUGGUAUUGCCCCAAAGAACUCACAGACUGGAUUCCUAAACCCUCUUAUUUCAGAAUAAAUUCCAUAGUAAUUAUUUCAGUACAACUUCUUACUUGCUCUGGGGAGAAGGCCUGGUAAGAGCUUUGGGCAUUAGCACACCCCUUCCUUCCAACUGUGAAGUCGAAGUAACACGAAUUGUGUUGUCUUUAAAUAAAUGCAGUAUCUCCUUGGCCAUUAGGUU